Epinephelus moara (kelp grouper) is the source of this 1324-nucleotide messenger RNA. It is a transcript of the gene trpt1, whose product is annotated as tRNA phosphotransferase 1. Gene Ontology annotation, biological process: tRNA splicing, via endonucleolytic cleavage and ligation. Lineage: Eukaryota; Metazoa; Chordata; Actinopteri; Perciformes; Serranidae. The coding region runs from base 145 to 843 and encodes 232 amino acids. The record is from RefSeq and is a predicted model, not a curated record. The transcript is spliced from 7 exons. Gene Ontology annotation, molecular function: tRNA 2'-phosphotransferase activity.
AAACAGGAAGUGUGGGAGACCAAACGUUUGUUUACAGGAGUUCACCGACAACAUGUGUGGUCUUGUGUGGCGCCUUGCUGAAUUAAUCAGUGCUAUAUAGCUUUUUCAUAUCAUGAUCUGAAUAACUGAGCUGCUUGUAUUUAAAUGGACAGUGGCAGAGGAGGUAGAGGAGGCAGAGGAGGAAGAGGAGGGAGAGGAAGGAGAGGAAAUCGUGGUGGAGAGGACAGAGAUGUCCGCCUGUCUAAAUCAAUGUCUUAUGCUCUUCGCCAUGGAGCCAACCAGAUGGGUCUUCAGAUGGGUACAGAUGGCUUCAUCUUCGUGGAGGAACUUCUAGCUCACCCGCAGUUCCGCUCAUACUCACUGGAAGAUGUGGAAAGAGUCGUGGCCACAAAUGACAAGCAGCGCUUUAAGCUUCACCCCCACCCAGAGGACGGCCGCCUGCAGAUUCGAGCCAGUCAGGGCCAUUCAGUACAGGUCGUGGAUUUGGAGCUGAAACCAGUCCUGGCUGGUUCUCCAGACUGCCCUGCUGAGGCUGUUCACGGCUCCUACCUCCGCAACUGGAGCUCCAUCCAGCAGCAGGGCCUAAACCGCAUGAAGAGGACACACAUCCACCUGGCACCAGGCCUGCCAGGGGAGGAGGGCGUCAUCAGUGGUAUGAGGAAGGACUGUGAUCUAGCCGUGUUUAUUGACGUCCCCAAAGCUCUCGCUGAUGGUAUUGAGUUUUUCUGGUCAGACAACGGUGUGUUGCUGACUGCAGGCGACGCAGAGGGAAAGCUUCUCCCUAAAUACUUCAGCCGAGCCUUAAGACUGAGACCUACAAGGAGCAUCCUGCCGCUGCAGUAACAGCCGAGGAUACCGCUCUGUCAUUGGCCAUAGCAGGACUCACCUGACUGUGCCAGCAUCCCAUGGUUGGUUGAUGCUCAGCCUAGUUCCCUUGGUAACACUUGUUGUUUGGCAGGAGCAUCCGAGUGAGGCAAUUUUGCUCAGCAGUAGGAGAAUCCAUUUAGCAAUCAUCCUAAAUGGGACUGAAUUGGUGAAUUUUUCAUUUCGGUGCCAUUAUGAAAGGAUCAGGACGACUUCAGGGAAGCGUGGUUUAUUUUUAUACGACAGUUCAACCAAACUUUAUUUAUAAGUAAAGAGGUUUUGUUUUUCUAUUGCAUUGCAAGUGCUAAAUAAACUAUGGCUGUAGAAUAUUACGGAUACACUGACUGCUGGCAACAACCAGCCUGGCUGUAUUUUUAAAGACAUGUUGUAUGUGUGGUUAGUCACUUGACUAGAUAUGGGAAAGCAGAGGAUGCAGACACUGUGGUUUUAGUUAACGGAC